Molecule: messenger RNA, 363 nt
Organism: Symbiodinium natans
Lineage: Eukaryota; Dinophyceae; Suessiales; Symbiodiniaceae
Source: the annotation of a GenBank genome assembly
AUGAGACGCAUAUUCAGUGCCCAAAACAUGACCACAUCGCCGAACGUCCCUCCGAGGCCAACUUUGCAACUGACGGUUCCCAUUGAGGUGGCGCAUCAGGAUUGGCACACUGACCGCGCGAUGUUGUGCCACGAUGCUCUCCACCCGAGCCCUGGAAGAAAACCGAGAAAACCGUGCCAAUCAGAGACCAGCCUUGCGCGGAUGGGGACCCUGCAGGAGCAAAGCCGUGAAACUAUCGUGGUCGCCCUUCGUCUCCAGACACGCCCAGAUACGCCCAGCAUCGCACGAGAGUGCUUUUCGCCUCUUCUUGCGGAACCGGAAGUUGCGGAGCUCGCAGAGCGCAAGCUCCAUCCAGGCCAGUGA